Messenger RNA from Cuscuta campestris, 802 nucleotides. NCBI's taxonomy places the organism in Eukaryota, Viridiplantae, Streptophyta, Magnoliopsida, Solanales, Convolvulaceae. The record is from the annotation of a GenBank genome assembly.
CAUAUGCUUUAAGCUGAAGAAGAGCCAUAUUUUGUUCUUUCCUGUUUGCCCUGCCAUUCAUCACCGGAUGGAGAGAAAUGGGAGGACAGCCGUACCCAAGUUUGGAGGGUGGGACGACAAGUCCGGGAACAGCCCCAGCAAUUACACGGUGAUGUUCUCUGAAGCUCGAGCAAACAGGAAGCAGCAAAAGAAGGACUUUACUCGCCACAGCCUCGGGAACGAGCAAGAGCUUCGUGCCAAACAGCACCAAAUGGAGGUGGAAUCCGUGAGGGAACGCCUAGAGAUCAGGGAUUGCACUAGUUCUGUAAACCUUUGGGCUAAUUGCUCGUGCUUUAUUGCAAAUAAGACUUUUGUUGCAAAAUGUGGAAUCACCCACUCGAGUGCCCGUGCCUCCACCGUACAUCCCAAAGAUUGUGGAGAAGAUGCCCAGGUACAAAGCAUCCUCUUGUGUGAGAGGAACCUUGCAGCAAAGCUGCCAUCCAAAUACCAAUUCGGCUUAUGCUUGUUGCCCGUGAAGGUCAAAUAGGACUCUUUUAGGGAGGGAAGGUGUAUCAUUUUUAAUACUCCCUCUGUCCCUCCCUCUGUAUCUUAGUCACUUUGACUAUUCACAAGGUCACACUAUAUAUUUUUUCCUUAAUAUUUUCAUUGAUCAUUUGUUUAAAAUAGCAUAGCCAUUUCAUGGCUUCUUGUUUUGUAGAGCUUUUGAUCUAGGUUUUAAGUAUAUUAAUUUUAUUUUGUAAUUCUACACCAAUAUUUAGAUAAAAUAAGUUGAAAGUAACUUUAAUCAAACAUCGUAAACCUU